UGGCCGGCCACACAAUCUUCUCUUAGCGUUCACAUGCCUCAUAAUCUCUUGUAACAGCUUACAAAACCCUCCAACCCACCAAUCCAUGAGCUUCAAUUCUUUCUUUCACUGAGAGAAAGUGAAGGAAAGUAUGAGACAAGCAGGGACGUAUUCAGGAAUAUUGAAUGGUGGGAUGUCAGGGAGAACUGGGCCACACUUGUUGCCCUUGGCCAGGAUCAAGAAGAUCAUGAAGAGGUCUGGGGAGGAUGUGAAGAUGAUAUCUGGGGAGGCUCCGAUUAUUUUCUCAAAGGCCUGUGAGCUGUUCAUAGAGGAGUUAACUCAGAGGUCGUGGAAGGUGACACUGCAGGGAAAGAGGAGGACACUUCACAAGGAAGAUGUUGCCUCUGCGGUUAUUGCUACUGAUGUCUUUGAUUUUCUUGUCAACGUGGUGUCUAAGUCUGGUGCUAACUCUGAGGAUACUCCUGUGGUGAUGGAGAGAUGAUGGGAAUGCAUGUCUUGGAAAAACUUUCUUUCACUUUCCUUCAUUUUCUUGAGUUUGCGUUUGUUAAUUCUGAGUAUUCCUAAUGUUGUACAAGCAUGGGAUUUUAUGAUAAUCAUCCCAAAAGCCUUCAUCACUA
Vitis riparia (riverbank grape) is the source of this 617-nucleotide messenger RNA. Its product is annotated as nuclear transcription factor Y subunit C-3-like. NCBI's taxonomy places the organism in Eukaryota, Viridiplantae, Streptophyta, Magnoliopsida, Vitales, Vitaceae. Gene Ontology annotation, biological process: regulation of DNA-templated transcription. The transcript has a single exon. The record is from RefSeq and is a predicted model, not a curated record. Gene Ontology annotation, molecular function: DNA-binding transcription activator activity, RNA polymerase II-specific; protein heterodimerization activity. The coding region runs from base 131 to 481 and encodes 116 amino acids. Gene Ontology annotation, cellular component: nucleus.